This is a messenger RNA of Baudoinia panamericana UAMH 10762, 1908 nucleotides long. RefSeq lists its product as uncharacterized. The record is from RefSeq and is a predicted model, not a curated record. The transcript has 2 exons. The coding region runs from base 278 to 1609 and encodes 443 amino acids. Gene Ontology annotation, cellular component: ribose phosphate diphosphokinase complex; cytoplasm. NCBI's taxonomy places the organism in Eukaryota, Fungi, Ascomycota, Dothideomycetes, Mycosphaerellales, Teratosphaeriaceae. Gene Ontology annotation, molecular function: ribose phosphate diphosphokinase activity; magnesium ion binding. Gene Ontology annotation, biological process: 5-phosphoribose 1-diphosphate biosynthetic process; purine nucleotide biosynthetic process.
CGUCCUGAUAUGCAACAUGCUAAGGUCACGCUUCUCCCACGCGACACAGCCUGCGAUAUGUUCGUGUAAUCAACCACAGCUGCUGGACAGCACGCGAGCUGAAGGGUGGAGCUUCAGACCUCAGUGAAGUCGCUAUUCACCUCACAGACGAUCCGACUAUUCACUCACUUUACGAUAAUCCCCGUACUCCCGGAUUUGCUCGCAUUAUCGCAGUAUAUCCUCGGUUCUACUCCCGUAUCUACCUUCAGCAGAUUCGAUACACGUGACAGACGGCAUCAUGGUUCGCAACCUGGUCUUGUUCUCUGGCUCUUCUCAUCCCCAGCUUACCGAAACCAUCUGCACUCACCUCGGCAUCCCUCCGGCUAAGAUCCAUCUGUCCAAGUUCGCCGUCGGCGAGACUCGCGUGGAAAUUGGCGAGAGCGUCCGUGAGAAGGAUGUUUUCAUCGUCCAAUCCGGUGGCGGUAAGGUCAACGACAACCUCAUGGAACUGCUUAUCACCAUCUCCGCCUGCAAGACGGCAAGUGCGCGGCGAGUGACGGCUGUGCUUCCGCUCUUCCCGUACUCAAGGCAGUCUGAUCUCCCAUACAACAAGAUCGGUGCGCCUUUGGCGCGGAUGCCUUCGAAACCCACGGGCGAGAGGUACACGUUCGACAGCACUCCAUCCACGCCAUACCCUGGCCAGACGGAAAGUGCAGGCCUGCACAGUAACGGUACGCAUUCGCUCAAUCGGAAGCUCAACGGCCUGAGCGUCGGCCACAAGCUUGUGAACGGCGAGAUGGGCAUGAAGACCCCAACUGCGCCAAGGCGGAAAGACACCCUGGAUAGUGUUCAGAGUGAAGGUUCCACCAACAGCUAUUUCGACGAAACCAAGGAGCCGCAUGCGCCGACUUCGCACGCGGCUGGCAUGGUACCGCCGGACUUCAAACCGCAGCGAGGCUACAAGUGGUGGGUGGCGCAGGCUGGAACGCUAAUUGCGGAUCUGCUCACGUGUGCCGGCGCCGAUCACAUCAUUACCAUGGAUCUGCAUGAUCCUCAGUAUCAAGGCUUCUUUGACAUUCCGGUGGACAACCUCUACGGGAGACACUUGCUUCGCAAGUACAUUCAGCAUCAGAUCCUGCCUAAGCACGGUGGCACUGAUGGUUGCGUGAUUGUGAGCCCGGAUGCUGGAGGCGCCAAGCGUGUGACGAACAUCGCGGACUCGCUAGGCAUGGAUUUUGCACUCAUCCACAAGGAACGUCGUCAAUCUCCCACAUCAGGCCAAAACGCUACGAUGCUGCUCGUAGGCGCCAUCGCCAAUCGCACAGCCAUCCUCGUGGACGACCUGGCCGAUACAUCCAACACCAUCACCCGCGCAGCAAAGCUAUUGAAGAAGGAAGGCGCGCAUACUGUCUACGCCCUGGUAACGCAUGGCGUCUUCUCUGGCGAUGCGAUUGACCGCAUUAACGCGUCCGCUCUCGACAAGGUGGUGACGACUAAUUCAGUGCCUCAAGAGGAGCACGUCAAACGCUGCGACAAGCUGGAGGUUCUUGAGGUGGGCAAUGUCUUUGCAGAGGCGAUACGCAGAGUGCAUCAUGGAGAAAGUAUCUCCGUCUUGUUCGAAUACGAUUGAGAAAUCGCUUUCUCCGGCAGAUGGAGGUGGGACGGUGUCCUUUGCUACAACCCGAGAAUCUGCUUUGCUAUUGGGAGUAUUGUAAGAUCCAUGGCAGUUCGGCGUAUGGAGAUGGAUGCGGUUCCCUGGGUAUCCCAAAGAGAGUACGAUGCUCAAGCGGAAUUGAGAAAGUGUCACCGACACUGCAGAGUCCGCCAAGGAAGGUGGGACCUGGCCAUACGCCGCGUAUGCGCAACUGAUAUUUAGCGCAAGCUCAGCAUGAGCUUGUCAGUACUGGAAGCUGAACGAGUCGCAAACCG